AUGGGCGUUGUGCUCAACCUUGCGACGUGCAUUGAUACCCUUGCCAAUGCCUCCGCGCUUCCCAUUGUAACACUUCACAGUGCAGCUGUUCCGCUGUCUCUCUGGUCCUUGGCCAUGGCUCAAGCGCUUUUCUUCUUCCCACAGUUGUGGAGUUCACUCAUUGCCGAUCGCUUUGCACGGCGCUUCAACGGGAUUACUGCAUACGCGGCAACACUACUCGCCACGGCGAUCAGUAUCCUCGUCACUGCAAAUGCGCUUCGUGAACACUCCUUGUUUUUGUAUUUGCUUGCACGUCUGAUGAACGGUCUCUUUCGUCACACUUCCUUGUUCGCCGCUCUUGCCAUUCAUGAACUUCCCGAUGCAUCAAAAGGAUGUGACGCAAGGAAACUUUCUCGUGUCAGUCUUAUCGCGGCAAUGGUUUUUGGUGGAGCCCUUGGGGACUACGUUGCGGAUGUGGCUGCUGCAACUGACAUCCUGGCUGUCAUGGAGUUUGCAACUGCCUUGGCGCUCAUGUUUCUCUCCUUUACGUGUACAUUUAGGUCAAAGGCCGGUAACGCGGUUCCGACGGUGAAAGCGUAUAAAAAUUGGCUGAUGAAACAGAGCUCUCACUGGAUUCCGGCCUUUGCGCCUAGCGCCCUCAGCGCCAGUUAUGGAUCUAUGAUCCAGUGUAUGUAUCCUUUCAUAGACCGGAACUUCUUUCACUUGGACUAUGUCUAUAUUGGACUGCACAUGGCAGUGCUUAUUGCUGUUCAAGUCUUUUUGGCGCCUUUUGUGGUAAAACGAUAUGGCGAAAGGAACCCGUGGAUGAUUCAUAUUUGUGCCACGUUCCUUUUUUUGGGUGCGUGGACCAGCCCUUGGGUAACUAAUAACGGUCUUGUAUUGUACUUGUGCAUGACACUGCUCUUGACGGAUCUUCCCGCCGCUGUGUUGGAGCUGAUGUUUUCUUCGGCGGCUGAGGGCGAUUUCAAGGCCUCCGAGAAGGGGUUUGCAAUUACACUGCAUCGUCACGUCAAACAGACCUUGAAACAGUGGUCUCGUAUCCUUCUUGUCUCUGUUCAUACAAUGCUAGGCAAUCGUGAGGAUGCAACGCGCGUAGCAACGAUGCCUAUUGCAAUGGGUCUGGUUGCACUCAUUUUUACACGGCAGACGAGUGCGGCAUUGAUUGUUGUCCCGCUCGCUGCUUGGGUACUGGCGACCUCUCCCCCCCUGGACGGCGAAGCCAUUUGGACUCCGUUCAUGUCGCAGCUUCGUUCAAUGAUCUCUGUGCGCCCCACGGACGGGCCUUGA
Messenger RNA from Trypanosoma conorhini, 1287 nucleotides. Its product is annotated as putative retrotransposon hot spot (RHS) protein. The record is from RefSeq and is a predicted model, not a curated record. Bases 1 to 1287 code for a protein of 428 amino acids. NCBI's taxonomy places the organism in Eukaryota, Euglenozoa, Kinetoplastea, Trypanosomatida, Trypanosomatidae. The transcript has a single exon.